Molecule: messenger RNA, 6311 nt
Organism: Penaeus indicus
Lineage: Eukaryota; Metazoa; Arthropoda; Malacostraca; Decapoda; Penaeidae
Exons: 3
Coding region: 79-843 (254 amino acids)
Source: RefSeq, a predicted model, not a curated record
UGUCACAGGAGUUGGACGUACAUCGAAACGCAGAGAGUUUAGUCGCUUGUGCCCUGUUUGUCGAGUUCCUCAUGCGUCAUGAUGAACUUGAUUGUUUGUGCUGGUGCAGUGCCUUUUGGCUACACAAGUGAAAUGAAUGACUGUGAUUAUCAGUGCUUUGGCUACGGUGACCAGUGUGUGACUACGGCCGAAAUGAACUGGAGAAACUUACAAAUCCCGCAGGCCCAGGCGCCCCUACCGGACGUGAUCCUGAGCAACACCCCCCCUCCCUCCCCCCUCCGGCGCGCCCACUCCUACCACUUCCUCUUCCCGGAGGAGAGCCCCGCCCCCCCGGCCGCCAGAAGCAACAAGUCGUCCUGGGCGCCGCCCCGCCGCCCGCCGCCCGCCCGCGCCCAGGAGGAGCCGCAGGAGCGCGACGCCCUCCGCGCGGGCCUCGGACACAUCCAGGAGGUGCGCCGGACGCUGCUGAGGGAGGAGCCGCCGCGCGCGCACCACGCCCCCCUCCCGCACGACCUGCCGCAGCUGUCGUGGGCGGUGCCGCGCCUCCAGCAGGCCUCCUCGACCAGCAGCCUUCCCCACGCCCGCACCUGCGCCCACGACGGCGGCCCGGGCGGGGAGCGCGCGCGGGCGGAGGGCCUGACGGAGCAGGAGCGGCGGUGGAAGCACAUCGGCCAGGACCUGAGGAAGCUCGCCGACCAGUUCACGCUCGACCACGCCAAGGUCGGCACAAAGCAGGACGAGGAGGCACCGCUCAGUCUCUCAGUGCCUGUGGCAGUGACGAGAUGCCUCACCGCCACCAUCCUGUGCCUGGUGUGGUGGCGUCUCCUGAACAAGUUCCGCUGAGUGAGGCGAUGACGAUGACGAUGACGAUGGUAAUGAUGACCGUUUUGGACAGGUCGAAGGAUAUUUUUUUUUUCCGUUUUUUUUUUUUUUUUUUUCUCUUUUGGAUAUUUGUUUUUGGUUCGCAGUGAACUCGCCUCCCGGAAGAAGAGGGAAAAAGGAGGAGUGAAAGACUGAGGAAGAGAGUGGAUAUUUUUUAAAGGGAGUUUCUCCUUUUUUUUUCGUCGGAGAGAAAUAAAGGUGUUGGUGGAAACGGUUGAUUUUCCACUCAGCUGACGCGGGGAGGCGUUCGACGCGUUCGUUUCCCUUCCCGUCUCUCUCUCUCUCUCAAACUCUCCUGGACGAACCGAAGCCGAGGUCGGAGUUCACUGCUUGAUUUUCCUACCUCAAAGGUUCAGCUACUUCUGCCAUUCCUCCAUCGAUGAUAUUGACGAGCCUCCUUUUUUAAGGGCCAAAGAAAGACACACAUAAAACAAAGAAAGAAGAAAAAAAAAAGGUUGUAGAGAUAAGGAAACUGUAUCUCGCUUAUCUUACUAGCCAAAUCAUUGUUUUUUUUUUGGCGAAGAACAAGUGGUUGUAGAAAAUACGUUGUCAUUAUGUACUUUUUAAAAAUUGUAAUGAACUUUUUUAUCGAAUGUAUCCCGGUUACCUUUGGAUUCGCCAGCACAAAAUCGAGGAGAUUUGAACAGGAAGCAAAAAUGGUCUUGUUAAUUAAUGGAGAGCAUUGGUAGUCUCUGCUCAUCAUUAUGCAGUCGGGAUAUGUGCAUUAGCUUUCUUGAAAAUGGUGUAGUUAUCAAUUUUUUUCUUUGUUUUUCCUGUUAAUUUUAUUAAUGCAUUUUUUUCUGGCAAAUCCAUGUAUUGAAAAAAAGACAGGUCGCCACAUCAGAUUGAAAUCCUUCAAAUAAAUUAAAAAAAGAAAGUUGUAGUUAUUUGUAGUAUUGUUAUUAUAGCUUUUAUUAUUAUUAUUAUUAUUAUCAUUAUCAUUAUUAUUAUUAUUAUUAUUGGUAUUGAAAGAUAUCUGAUGUGGCUUUGUCCUUAAAUGCUUGUUCAUUUUUCCAAAUUCACGAAGGUUUUUGAAAAUGCGCGUCAACCUUCCUAAACCUGCCAAUUGAUGAUUAACUAGCCACUACCCUGGCGUCUUUCACUAGAUAAAAAAAAGAAAGAAACUUAAAAAAAAAACAUAGAAAGAAUUAUUAGGCUGAUGGAAGCUCUGGUUCCUCGUGACGGAAAAAAAAGAGAAAAAAAAUAUAUAUUUGGACAAUUAAUAAUGAAUGUCCUUCCGCCCCGCGAACCAGGCUUUUCCGAGGCCGCCCUUAAACAACUUCCCUGUGGGCGUUUGCGAUCACAUCUGCGUGAAAGACGGUGGGUCAUUUUGAAGGCUUUUGAUGAACGAAAGGAGAAGAAAAAAAAAAAUGAAGAUAAACAGUGUCAGUUUGUUUGCUUUUCGUCUACCCUUUUCUCUGCCAAUACGUCAUUUUUUUAUUUAUAUCUUAUUUUUAUCUUUUUCUUUUACAUAUAUAUUCGAGCAGAGACACUUUUAGUCUUAUUCAUUUACUUGUGUUAUGUAUUACUUAUGUUUAUUUGUUAUUAUUAUUCAUUUUUACAUAGAGCCGUGACACUGUUUCCCCCUUUCCUUCACGCAAGCCUGUGAUUCGACCACAACACCGAACAUUUCACGCGCGUGCGACCAGCUCCGCCCACUCAAAGGGAAGGAAAAAAACUUGGUGUAGCUUUACUACAAGGUAAACGAAGGAUCUCAUUCACCACUAGUAUUUUAUAUAAAUAUUAAAAGAAAAUGUUCUUUCCGAGGUGGCGAGGAUAGGCCUACGGGGAUUUGUAGCGUAGGCCUUUCCUUCCGUCCUCCAGUGGUUGAUUGUUGGCUCCAAGGCAGGAUUUUGCUCUGUAGGCCUAAGAAGAAAAGUGUUAUUUGUGAUUAUUGGGAAAAAUGACAAGAAAAUGAUUUUGCUGUAAAUAGAGUUUGCAGUCGUGAUUUCCGUGUCAUGCUCUCUUUAAUUCUCCGCGAGAUAAGCAAAGUAAGAGAGAAUUUGGUUGUACAUAUUUUUUUUUCUUAUGCCAUUGUAUUGAAUUUUGUGGCCGCGUACUUUUUGGAUCUAUCGAUUAAGUUUGCAUUCAAGUAACGAAGUUGUAAUGUGACUAUUUGAUUAUUCUGCCGAGAUUUUUGAUGGGCAUUACUUUAUUUGACCAGAAUCUUGCCUUGUGCUUUUGUAUAUAGCAUAGUUUAAUUGGUGCUCUAAGUCAUAUGUGAAUAAGCAAUAUUAUAUCCCUGGACACGGUGAGGCAACUCUUUUGUAGCUGAAAAAUACAAGGACUUUACAUUGAGUUUCGUGUGCCAUCUAAGCUUGAAAAAUUUAGCCUUGUAUGUGAGAACACGGAUGCUGUUCCUUCUGUUUUGCUCAAUUUAAUUAAGGGUUGUAUUAUCUCAGAGCCUUUCUGGAGGAUUUUGUGGGAGGGAGGGAGGGGGAAAAAAUAUCAAAAUUACAUCGAGUUCAGUUUAUGGGGAAGAAUGAUAAUGAAAAAAACAAAAGAAAAAAGUCAUUUUCAGGUGCGAAGAGGAUGCCAUUCUGUGUCCACGGUCAUCAAAGCUACAAGAAGUGAUACCCUGACUAUAUAUAUGUGAAUUAAAUCCUCUAGAGACGCAGACCUUCACUUGUGUUUUUUGUCAAAUUGUAAAAAAAAAAAAAAAAAAGCGGAAGAUGAAUUUUGAAGCCUUCUGUUUUAUUUUUUUUUCUUAAAAAGGUUGUUUACGGCGUCUCAUAGCACUUUCGAAAUUUUCGUUCCUUGUCAUUGGUCAGAUUUGGCGCCAAGUGCUCAAACGUGAUUGGUCCUCGUCGGUCUGCUGCUGGGCCGUGAUUGGUCGGUUGUUCUAGCCAAUCACACAAGUGUUGUGUCUCUUCCUCUAGCCUUGCUUAGUGAUUAUGACACUUACGUUCUUGUGUCAUUUUGACUAGUCUUUCUUUAGCCUGAGCUGACCUGGCUCUUUGGAGAACGAGGCUUUGUUAAAUAAAUAAGAUGACGAGACACCUAGACAAAAUUUUGCAUUUGGGGGCAUAAAAUCCGGAUUGUGGACCCGUAGGUUUGUCUCAGUUGUGACUUUGUUUUUUCUUAACUUAGUCUAUGUUCUCUCUUAUAACAGUGAUGCUAAAGUGAACGCAUGAAUAAAUAAAUAGAUAAAUAAAACUAGUAUUUAUAUAAAUACCUAAAAUGAUUGUUAACUUUUUUCUGUAUUAUAACUUGGAAUUGGUCACUUAGAUUUACUUAUAUCAAAAAGAAAAAAAGAAGAAAAAAUGUAAAAAAAAACUUUGGCAACACUGUAUCCACUAGUCAGCAUUAUCAGCAAUCAAAAUGAUCUCCAGUAAUUUUUGCCAGCUCUGUGCAAUUGAAAAAAAAAAAAAGAAAAACAACAAAAAAAACAUUUUCCCCACUCUCUGUCUAUCAAAUCUCGCCUUGGGUGCAUCCAGACAUUUUAUUUUUAUUUUUUUUAUUUAUUUACCUUUGAUUAUCAAAAUCCAUCCCAGUGUAUAUGUAUCUUCUCUUUAUUUAACUUUUAUUUUAUUAUAUAGUUUGUCUUGUAUAUAGUAAUGGGUGAUCAGCUUUUCUGUAAAUUAUAAUGUAGUGGAUAAGUAGACAUUUUUUUUGUUUUGUUUUUUUUUUGUUUUGUUUUUGUUUCAAAAUGUAUAAAAUCCCUCUGGAUUGCUCUUAAGUGUAGAGGUGUCGUAAGGACUAACAACUCACUACAUGUCCUGAGACUUUCGCCCCUAUGGACAGUUGGGCUUAAGAGAAAGACACUUUUUUUGUUCCUUCUUCUUUUUUUUAUUAUUAUAUAGGAAGCCAUCUUGUAAUUACUGUUUUGAAUAGAGACGCCGGUGAUGGUUUGAAUAAUUAUAUUUGGGGGUUUCUUUGUGUUUGGGUCAUUCAAAGUAGCUUUUUCGUCUUUUCAAAACUCGGGAAAAAAGUAUACAUAUUUUUCUCCUUUGCAAAGACUGUACGGUGUUGCUUUUAUUUUUUGCAGAUGGUUGGUAAAAAAAAAAAAACAAUGAUAAUAAUAAACUGUAAUAAUGUAAUUAAUAAUGAAAUAUAGCAGAUAACAAGUUUGCGAAUAGAUAAUAUAUCUAUCUCUACGUAUGCACCUAAAUGAGAUACAAAUUUGCUUUUAUUGUUUGUUUUUCCGGACCACUAGGUUCCGUCCAGUGUGGGAUAUGUCUCUCUUCACCCCGUCCUGUCUCUGCCCUUCCAUAUUUUUUAUCCUUACAGAAGAUAUGAGAGAGAAAAAAAAAAGUUUAAAAUACUAGCCUUUUUCUCGUCUUUCAGUAGAUGGGCUUUGGAGCUCGUAGUGUAAAUAUUGUACGUGUUAGUUUUAUAAUUAAGGUAGAUUGUGGUUCUCUUCUGACGCAGAAAUUCUGUCGCUUAGCAUUUGAAGGAAUUAAAAAAAAAAAUGGUUUUUGGAUAUUGGUCAACUUUUCGUCUCUGGGUUUUUUAUUAAUGAAUUUGAUAGUUUCUUUUCGUGUUUUAAUGUGUAUCAUCUCCAUUAAAAGAAAAAGAAGCUUUCUUCAUUCUUGUUAUGAAUUGUGUAAGGCUGUAUUAUUAUGUUGUGUGGUAUUUUGUAGAAAUAUCCAGAUGUUUGAUAUUAUAUACUAUGUGUGUCAUGUCAGUAAGCACAAAAAAGACAUUGUAAUCUACUGCACGAUAUGUUUUGGUGUCCCCCCCCCCACUGCCAGGCGUAGGAAGUGUCAAUUGCCACAGCCUUAAAAUAAUGCCUUUUUUUACACAAAUUUGUAACGUUUGAAGUAUGAGUAGCAUGCACCAUAUUCUGCAUUUAAAAAAAAGGAAGUUUUUGAAUUUCUUCCUGUGCCUUUUUUUGUAUUUGACAACUGACCAUCCCAGAUUUUGAGCUUUCAAUUUUUCUUCUAUUUUUUAGAUAAGACUCAUUUUUUUAUAUAUAAAAGAAGACAUGGUAGUCUUUGUACUAAAAAAAGGCAAAGCUUUUUUUGUAACGUCAUAAAGACUUUUUGAUGAAGAUAUUUUCUGUACUGGGAUGAAAAACCCGCAUGUUAGGGGCAGUUUUCGAGUCCAGACGUCAACCUCAAUCGGUGGCCUGGUGGGACAAGAGACUAAAACUUUUUUUCCCUCCCUUCUAAAAAAAACGAAAAAAAAGACCAAUUAAUAAAACACACCCCAGUGAUUCAUCAGCACAAAAAAAAAUCAUGUAUCGACCUUCAAAAAACAACAACAACAACAUGAUAUUGAGUUGUGUGUGAUUAAACCUACGAAUAGAAGAUAUAUAUCCCCCCCCCUUUAGAUUCGUAUGCCUUUCCUCCCACUAGGCCACCACGGUGUAAAUACCGGGACCACAAGCGCUCCACAACAAGUGCUAGAUCGUCACUAUCCAUUAUGUCUUUCAAAACUGUACAGACUUUCCAGUUUUGUAUUUACAAUAAACUGUAUUGUACGUA